Molecule: messenger RNA, 2367 nt
Organism: Scophthalmus maximus (turbot)
Lineage: Eukaryota; Metazoa; Chordata; Actinopteri; Pleuronectiformes; Scophthalmidae
Gene: chrdl2
Product: chordin-like 2
Exons: 11
Coding region: 86-1420 (444 amino acids)
Molecular function (GO): protein binding
Source: RefSeq, a predicted model, not a curated record
CCUGUUUCAGACUGUACUGCGGUGUCUGUUCUGCCCAAACAUAUUUAUUGCGCAGUGAAGACCGAGUCGGCGCACAUGUGAAAAAAUGAAGCCCACGCUUUUGUUCCUCUUCAUCAUUUGGUUUGCAGACGCGGAGCUAAAACCCCGGAGAGGCUCUGGGGUGGUAUGUACUUUUAAGGACAAGACAUACAGCCCAGGAGACAGCUGGCAUCCCUAUCUGGAGCCUUUCGGGUUCAUGUUCUGCAUGCGCUGUGUCUGCACAGAGGCAGCCCAUGUGAAAUGUAACACGAUCAGGUGCCCUGCUCUGCCCUGUGAAAACCCAGUAGCUGAGGCCCAGCAGUGUUGCCCGAGAUGCACAGAUGGGCCCAGGAUCCCCGCGGGCCUGAGGGCGUCAGUGAAAUCCUGCAGGUACAAUGGAAGUAUUUAUCAGCCGGGGGAGACCUUCACCAAGCACGACCUCUUCCCAUCCAAGCAGAGCAAUCAGUGUGUUAUGUGCUCAUGCUCUAAUGGAAACAUCUUCUGCGCUCUGAAAACAUGCCAACCAAUCACCUGCUCCUCACCAGUGUCAGUUCCAGAUACCUGCUGUUUGGUGUGUAAAGAUCAUGGCACCAGUGGGUCCUCAUCAACUGAGGAUGGAAACCAGCAGCUGAACAGAGGCGUUAGGCAUUCAGUCGACCAGUGUUCUGGAGAACCGACCAAGGCGCGGUCCGACCGUGCCACUCCGCCCAGGGUCAGGACUUCUCCCAGAGGCCUGAGCCUGAGUAAACUUAACCUCAAGGGUGCUUCAGAGACCACUGUGAAGAUUCUGUUGCAGAGGAAACACCAAAGAGCAUGUUUAUACAAUGGCAAGACGUACUCUCAUGGAGACAUGUGGCACCCAGUUUUGGGGAAGGUCCUGGAAUGCAUCCUGUGCACUUGUACUGAUGGCCUCCAGGACUGCAAGCGCAUCACGUGUCCCAGCCAGUAUCCAUGCCAACAUCCUAUGAAAUCAGCGGGAAAGUGCUGCAAGACUUGUCCAGAGAGUAAAGCUGAAAGUAACCACUCCCAGUGUUAUCCUGGAUUCAAAAAUAGCAUCUUGGUGUAUAAAGUAGACUCAUCUCUCAGACUUGACCCGCCCACCACAGUUAGGAUCAUUGCUGUUGCAAGACAAAGAACUGCUGAGGUUGAAGUGCAAGUGUGGAAGACUGCAGAAGGUGUUUUACAAUUAAUGGAAAUUGGUGACAGUCAGAGAAAAUAUAUCAAGGAUCAUCCAGAAAACUACACAAUGCUUACAACACUCGACGAAGAGACAUGGAGGAAAUUUAAAGAAGAGGGAGGAAACUUGACCAAAGUUCCUCAGACCACAAUUUGUGAGGACGGCAUUCGUGAGGUGGUGAUGUUCCUGAAUCCCAUGCAGACUGAAGGCCUGUGUUCACCCUAAUAAUCACUCUGUAUAUUAAUACUCCCCAUAAGAACAUGGUUGACAUAUACACUACAGUCAUGCCUGUUGCACUCCGGCAUCACUCCUGUCAUCAUCAUGGCGUUUCUCAUUUAUGAUGUUGUUGUUUGAUAUUGUGUUUAUAAUUUUUUAAUCAUCACAUAUUUUGAUUUGUUAAUUAUUGGGUUUUAAAACGCAGGCUACUGCAGUGUGGUUCAUAACAAUCUUGGUCAUAAACUGGAAGAUAGUUCUGCCUCCACCUGUCACAAUUCAAACAUUAUUAGAUUGGAUGGAUUAAGUCGGAGGCUCUAAAUAAAAUCCGAAAAAAGGUGAAAAGUGAAUGUGGUGUGCUGAGCUUGGAGCUUCAGUAUCCAGUCGUACAUUGUUACAUUGCAGCUCAGCGAUGUUUUGGGAUCAGUAUUUUUCAAACAAACCCUUAAAUAUAUGAUUAUAAUUUGUAUUUGAGAAUAUGCUCGGCAAGGGGCUUGCUCUGUUCAGAAUGUAAAGGUUUGUUUUAAACAAUGUUGUAUGAUCAACAUACUGUAUUUAUUGUAAAUACCAAUUGGCGUUUUGUAACCUUAUUUAAAGCGAAUUGGUUCUUGUAUGAUUUCUGUAAAUACCGUAAGUUUGAAUGUUGUUUUUUUCCUUUGCAUAAAGUAGCGAGAAGCAUCGCAUUGUGGUAAAGACACAAUUUUAUCAAAAACUGUGUCGGUUAUUCUGAAAACAGCCUUCAGAUAUUUUUCUUUCUGAUGUCAAAUAUACACCUACUCUAGCUAUUUUUAUACAGACACAGGAUUUGCUUUGUUGUCGUAGCCUAAUGACAUUUUUUACAACUCCACAUACCAGAAAUAUUUGUAUUAUAAAGUGGCCAUUGUUGAUGUAGCUGAAUGCACGCUGUACCUCUGCUCACAAUUUUAGCCCAUAAAGUUUUCUCAGUGUUUUGAACCAUU